AUGGAUCAGCAUGGCAAUCCAGUAUUGAAUCUACCAACCGAUCCUAUGGUUGCAAUGUUAGAACUGUUUCAGAAGCUUGUUGCUGAACAAAGGGCUGCAAUUGAAGCCCAGAAGGCUACUGCUGAUGCAAUCAUGACUAGAUUGCAACAAUUGGAAGAACAAAGAGUCACCCCUGACAGAGAAAGCAACUUACCCAUAGAUGAAGACAGGUACCAGCUCAAUUCGGUGGUACAGAGGCUACCUGACAGAGAUGGGGAUCCCAGAGAUGAUUAUAGGGGUCACAGAGAUGGAUCUAGAGAUCAUAGGGAUAGACUUAGAGAUGAUAGAAACCAUUACAGAGAUUGUCGGGACAAAACCAGAGGUAUCCGUGAGCCUUCCCGAGAAUACAAAGAUCGACACAGAGGCUACAAAGACAGAGAUAGAGAAGAGCAGGACAGAAAUAGAGGUCGCCAACCUACUUUUGAGGAGUACAUGAGAUCCUACUUCACUGGAGACCAAGGUCCUAAUCGGUGCCACACUGAUAAUCAGAAGGUGAAGCUUGAACUGAUAGAAUUCGAUGGUGAUCAUGACCCUCAGGAAAAGGGACUUAUUGCUAAGGACUGCCCACACAAGAAGAAGACCAUCAACGUGGCUGCCAAGGAAGAAGCCCAUGAUGAUGAUGAUGAAGAAGAGGGCCUAGAAGCCUAUCCUGCCGAUGAUGAUGUGGCUAAGGACUAUGAAGGCUUGGAUAAUGAUACAAGAGGCAUUCAUGUGAUGAUUCAAGAGGCUGCUACCCAGCCGGAAGUCCAGCCUUCUCUGCCCAUCAAGGAGCCUGCUGCCUACCUACAGGUUCGAGCCACCUGCUGA
Telopea speciosissima is the source of this 846-nucleotide messenger RNA. RefSeq names its product DEAD-box ATP-dependent RNA helicase 21-like. The record is from RefSeq and is a predicted model, not a curated record. Lineage: Eukaryota; Viridiplantae; Streptophyta; Magnoliopsida; Proteales; Proteaceae. The transcript is spliced from 2 exons. The coding region runs from base 1 to 846 and encodes 281 amino acids.